Hermetia illucens (black soldier fly) is the source of this 1462-nucleotide messenger RNA. RefSeq lists its product as uncharacterized. Bases 15 to 1178 code for a protein of 387 amino acids. The record is from RefSeq and is a predicted model, not a curated record. The transcript has 3 exons. Gene Ontology annotation, cellular component: membrane. Lineage: Eukaryota; Metazoa; Arthropoda; Insecta; Diptera; Stratiomyidae.
AUAUCUGUAAUAGCAUGAGUGGAAACAAUUCCGACAUUUACCAAACACACUUGGUAACUUUCUACAAUAGGACAAACAACCACGUCCCAGUCAACAUCAUAGUGGUGUAUGGAUGCAUAGUCCCGCUUAUAGCUUCCUUCGGUUUUUUCGCGAACUGCAUCAACGGAAUUGUGUUAAUGCGUCCUAAAAUGACUCCCUCUGCGUUCACAUACUUGGCGGCUUUAUCCUGGCUGGACUGUGCUUCGUGUGGAAUCAUCUGCGUGACGAGCCUUACGCAAACCUUGUUUUAUGAUAAUAAUUUCUGGAUUCAGUGUGAUAUCGAACUGCAGAAUCCGAUAUUUGGACUCACCACAGGUGCUGCGAAUUUGUGCUUAGUUUUUGUGACUUUGGACCGUUUAGUCUACCUGAAAAAUGGACUUCCGCAAACUGUUCCGAAAUUCUGCACUAAAGGGGUAGCAAGGGUGAUUGUAGCUUGUGUGUUAAUGGUGGCAAUCUUUCUAAAUGUGCCGUACUUUUUCAUUUUCGAGCAUAAGGAUGGAAAUUUCUACACGACUACGUUUUACCACUCAGACUUGUAUGUGAUCUACAACUGGGUGAACUUUUUCGUUGUCUCUAUAUUCCCCGUGGUCUUCCUCAUGAUUGGAAACACUAUAAUGAUUCUGGUGGUUCGGAAAUGGGCGAACUCUCCUUGUAUCCAAAAAUCGGGGAUAAGGUGCGCAGACAAAAGGAGAUAUAAAUACCAAAUGAAAUUAGUCGCGACGUUGAUUGCCAUCAUUUGCCUAUUUUACAUCGGAGACAUCCCUGCCCACUUAGUUUCAAGGAAGAGUGCCAUUGUCUUGUUAUUCGCUGGAGACCUUACGAAAAACGACUCCUCUUUGAUGGCAACGGUUCGAAUGGUGGUGGCUGUACUCAACGCAUUUCAGCUGAGUGUUAAUAUCAUUGUUUAUGCCCUAAUUAAUCCCAUUUUUCUCCUGGAACUGGUCAAUUGCAUGCGGGCUACGAUUCUAGCUGUACAACGAAUAGUGGCUACUCGACAAUGUUUGAAGUGUUUUAAGACCUCAGACCAUCAAGUCGAACUUAACUUAAACGCAUUGAAAUUGAAAACAACGAAAUGCCAGGAAAAGGAAAAGGACGCAUCUGCUAAUUCCACUUCGACUAUAUCAGACAACUUUGUGUGACAAUAAAACAUUAUGAUUGAUACUACCCCUAGUACAAAGCCUACCACUAUAUGUACAAUAAAAUUACAAAAAUCCAGCAUAGGACAAGGACAUAGAGCUAGUAGCCCACAAUAAAGCUCUGUUACCGAAGAUGAAUAAAUCCCUUAGCCAUGUAAUCCCUAGUUUAAGAUCGUCUGCGGACAAUUAGAGUAAUUGAGCAAUUUCAACAAAAUCUUCCACGGUAUCAACAGACCACUAAAAGCUUUUCCAUGCAAUAAACACUGGAGUGCUGAUAAUAGCAAUUA